Molecule: messenger RNA, 1575 nt
Organism: Clonostachys byssicola
Lineage: Eukaryota; Fungi; Ascomycota; Sordariomycetes; Hypocreales; Bionectriaceae
Source: the annotation of a GenBank genome assembly
AUGGGUGAUAUCCCUGAUCUAGUGCCGGUGAUCUCAAGUACCAAUGAGUUUUCAAUCUCGAUGUUCACAAUAACAACACAGAAGUUGGGCUCGCCAAUUGCCCAGUUUCUUUUCCCUGGCACACAGAAACCGCUUAUUAUUCUGGAAGAUCCUCGCGAGAUUGAAGAUAUCUUUCUUCGGCGUAACAAGGAAUUUGAUAAAGCUCCUAUGACCAUCAAUAUAUUCCAACCUAUGUUCCCAAAAGGCUCUCUUGCCCAAUAUACAACACCUGAGCUGAGAGCCCAGAAGCGACUGUGGGCAGAUGUUAUGACCGCUGGCUUUCUUCAUAGGGCCACCGCACCAAGAAUACAUAAGGCUGCACUUGAGCUCGUGGAGUUGUGGCGCCUGAAAGCGAUUACCACCUGUGCUGACAAACCUUUCGCUGUUCUCGAUGAUAUAUUGAAUGCUACGCUUGAUGCUAUUUGGUCAUCAGUACUGGGUGACGAGGCCGGAACGAUUGACUACUCGAUCAAGAAACUACAGAGCGAACUUGAUAGUAAACCUCGAGACCUAACACCGCCACGAGGGACCUUUAUCAGGGAGGAGGUGGACUACAUUUCUAACACUAUUUCUCAAGUCUCUCAAACGCCAGCGCCGAAGCUGGCUGGGAGAAUUGUGACGUAUACUCCCCGAUACCGGAAGUUUCGCCGAACAAUCACAAGAGAAAUUAGUUCACUAAUGAAAAGUGCCGUGGAGAAGUUCCAGAAACUGGAGCUCGAGAGUUUGAAUAACAGUGACGCAGAUCAGUGUAUGAUGGAUCAAGUGCUACGCCGCCAAGUCUUACAAGCAAAAAAGGGCGACAAAAUCCUUGUUGACCCAACAAAAGAUCAGACUAUGCUUGAUGAAUUGUUUGUUCUUCUUGUUGGAGGCCACGAAUCAACAGCCAAUGCAUUGACUUGGUUCAUCCGAUUCAUGGAGGCGUAUCCGGCUGUUCAGACUCAACUUCGCAAGGCCCUCAGUAACGCUUUCCCUGGAAACGAUGCACCAUCUGCUGAGGAGAUAAUGCACUCAGACAUACCUUAUCUCGAUGCCGCGAUUGAGGAAGGAUUCCGACUAGCUGGUGUGGCUAAGGCAAGUCUGAGGCAGGCUCUUGUUGAUACAUCUAUCCUAGGCUGUCCAAUACCGAAGGGUGCAGAGAUCAUCAUGAACUAUCAUAUAAGUCGACCGCCUAUUCCUGUCGAUGAAUCUAAGCGUUCUGAGACCUGCCGAGCAAAUGCCAUCAAAACUGGGGAUGGACUUCAAGGAAGGGCAGGUUUUGAUCUGGAUAAGUUCGAUCCCGGGCGAUAUAUAACCAAGAAUACAGAGACAGGAAAAGAAAAAUUCAAUCAGCAUGCCCUUCCCUCGACGGCAUUUGGAGGCGGUUAUAGAGGUUGCGUUGGGAGAAAACUUGCCACUCUCGAGUUCCGGAUUCUAAUAACUCUUCUGGUACUCAAUUUCGAGUUCAUGGAUCUCCCAGAGGACAUGAAAAGUAUGGCAGCUACUGAGAAAGUCUUCAGACAGCCUGAAAAGCCUUUUGCUAAACUGAGGGUCUUGUAA